GUAACCUCGAUUUGCACCUGCUGUUUCGUGUGUGACCAAUUCCGUUGCUGAUUCGGUGAUUCUCUCAAGUCUAUAUAAAAUAUCCUUGUGAUGAUAUUUUUUUUCUUUCUUGAUUCUGUCAUCUUCCUAUUAUUGCGGGUGAUGUCUAUCUGGACAUAAAUUUUCCGUCUUUAUUAAAUUUUGUUCUGUUCUUCCUCAGACGUACUACUACUAUAUAGUUUCUGGUGGUCCUUUACAAGAUUUUUCCACAACAAGAACAAGGACGACAAUUAUAUAUUGUUUCUGCCACUUUUUCAUUUUGAUUCGCUCUCCUUAAAUUCUCGACCUCGUUUCCUGUUUCUUACUCCCAAAAGUAUUUUUCCCAAGUGACCGUCAUACUAAAUGGAGAAGAAUCAAAAAGAGAAUAUGUGUUCGCCUGAUACAGUUCUGGAGGACUUCUUGAGGAAUGUGGAAUCAUCCGAAACGGAUUCUUCUUCAUCCAAAGCCAGCACUUCAGGCUCUGAAAUCUCAAGAGAUCCCAAACCAUAUUCUUCGAGGUGGGCAGAUUUUAUGAGCAUCUUCAAGAUGAAAUCCAAAAGGCAACUGGGUUCCACUUUGCAUCCAUUGAAACUGACCAAAAGAUUCAGUAGUAGCAUGAGAGAGGAAAUCAGCAGAGACCAGGAUCAGCACCCCAUUAUACUGGAUUCUACCUUAAAUUAUUUCAAGCCACAAUGGAAGAACUUCAGUCUUUCGGACCUUCAAAUUGCCACUAGGAACUUCUCUCAAGAGUGUGUAAUUGGGAAGGGCGGUUAUGCUGAAGUUUUCAGAGGAACUUUGCGAGAUGGGCAGCUUGUUGCUAUCAAGAGGCUUACUCGAGGAUCGAUGGAGGAGAGGACUGCAGACUUCUUAUCUGAGCUUGGAAUUAUGGCGCACAUUAACCAUCCUAAUACUGCUAAAAUGAUCGGUUAUGGGGUCGAAGGUGGAUUCUUCCUUGUAUUGGAGCUCUCUCCCCAUGGAAGUCUUGCUUCUUUGCUUCACAGUUGUAAGGAGAAGUUGAAGUGGAAUAUUAGGUAUAGAAUCGCAAUAGGGAUUGCCAGAGGGCUGCUGUAUCUUCAUGAGGGGUGUCAAAGAAGAAUUAUUCAUAGAGAUAUUAAGGCAGCAAACAUACUUCUGACAGAAGAUUUUGAUCCGCAGAUAUGCGAUUUCGGGCUUGCUAAGUGGCUGCCAAGGCAAUGGACGCACCUCACCGUGUCCAAUUUCGAAGGCACAUUUGGCUACCUUGCUCCGGAGUUCUUAAUGCAUGGCAUAGUUGACGAAAAGACUGAUAUUUUUGCCUUUGGUGUGCUGUUGCUGGAACUUAUUACCGGGCGUAGAGCUUUGGAUUACUCACAAGAAACACAACAAAGCCUUGUUAUGUGGGCUAAACCACUGCUGAAGAAGAAUAGAAUCAGUGAGCUUAUCGAUCCUUCUCUUGCUGAAUAUGAUCCUGUAGAGAUGAACCUGAUGAUACUGGUUGCCUUUUUGUGUGUCCAAGAGUCUUCAAUUCGGAGGCCUCGAAUGAGUCAGGUUUUGUUGCUGCUUAGAGGCAAUUGUGGCAGCCUAGAAUUAGUUAGUAAAGGUAGAAAACUCUCACACUGGAAGAGGUACUAUGAAGAGCUUUUCCAUGCAGAAGAUUAGAACCAAUUGCAUUUCUGGAAAUCCUAGGCAGAAGAAUUAGAAAUCAUUAUAUCAUUCUGCAGAAUGAAGAAUCUAUGAAGGCCUGUUUCUCGUUACUCUAGCUGGUCGCCACCACUGCAGAAAUCGCGACGAUGUGUACAUAGCUGCGAAAAUGCGGGAUAACGAAUCCAAGAUUGAAACUUUUAGCAUACUCAACUCAGGCAUCAGUUUUGUAACAAAAGAAUUUCUGUAGAUUUGGUUUUCUUUUUUCCCUUUUUGUACCAUAAUAGUAUUAUGUAAUCAGGAUAGUCCUCUUUUAGAUUACAAAAAAGCACGAAUUAUUUUUUUGGACGGAUGAAAAGCGUGAUCAAUAUACACUAGGGGGGAAAGAAAACAGUGAAGAGAACAUAUUUAAGAUAGUAGUGUACACAGAAUGCAUAGAAAAUGGGAUGAAAGAUGCAUCUAGUUGGCCAUGUAAUGUAGAUAGGUUUGAACUUUGAAGCAGGCAGAUGGAAGCAGUUUUGUACUACCGUUAAACUAGGAACACUAUGAAAUGAAGACCUGGUGAAGUAAAAUCUAUCCCUUUUGAACUGGAUUGGGUGCUUUGGGCCAUACAUUCGGGCUUCAAAUAAGUUAGCUGGGCCAUCGCACAACCUUAUUUCUGCCCCACCAAAAACAUAGGAUUUCCUACAAUUAGUUGAAACUUGAAACUACUCGUUAGUCAUUUCGUG
Oldenlandia corymbosa var. corymbosa is the source of this 2366-nucleotide messenger RNA. The record is from the annotation of a GenBank genome assembly. Lineage: Eukaryota; Viridiplantae; Streptophyta; Magnoliopsida; Gentianales; Rubiaceae.